CCCUCGCCGCCCUCCGGUCCGGGGGUCCUGGCUCGGAGCUGACGCGGCCUAGAGUCGCCUCGGUCCUCCACCCCGGAGCGCGCGCAGCUGGUGUGUGGGAGGUCUCCUGUGAGCCACCUUUUUCACCCUUGCCUGCUGAUACAUCCUCCCACCCCCAUCAAGAAUUUGGGGAUGCCAGGGGGGAAGAAGGUGGUCCGGGGCGGCAGCAGCGGUGCCGCCCCCACUACCGUGGCUGUCCCCUCUGGGGUCAGGCGUUUGGAGACCAGCGAAGGAGCCUCAGCCCAGAGAGACGAUGAGCCAGAGGAAGAAGGAGAAGAGGACCUGCGAGAUGGAGGCAUCCCCUUCUUUAUCAACCGGGGUGGGCUGCCUGUGGAUGAGGCCACCUGGGAAAGGAUGUGGAAGCACGUGGCCAAGAUCCACCCCGAUGGAGAGAAAGUGGCUCAGCGGAUCCGUGGGGCCACGGACUUGCCCAAGGCUGAUGGACCUGGCCAAGGAAAUGACCAAAGAGGCUCUGCCAAUCAAAUGCCUGGAAGCCGUGAUCCUGGGAAUUUACCUCACCAACAGCAUGCCCACCCUGGAACGCUUCCCCAUCAGCUUCAAGACCUACUUCUCAGGGAACUACUUCCGCCACAUCGUGCUGGGGGUGAACUUCGGGGGCCGCUACGGGGCGCUGGGCAUGAGCCGGCGCGAGGACCUGAUGUACAAGCCGCCGGCCUUCCGCACGCUCAGCGAGCUCGUGCUGGACUACGAGGCCGCCUACGGCCGCUGCUGGCACGUGCUGAAGAAGGUGAAGUUGGGCCAGUGCGUGUCCCACGACCCGCACAGCGUGGAGCAGAUCGAGUGGAAGCACUCUGUCCUGGACGUGGAGAGGCUGGGCCGAGACGACUUCCGCAAGGAGCUGGAGCGCCAUGCCCGCGACAUGCGGCUCAAGAUUGGCAAAGGGACCGGCCCUCCCUCCCCCACCAAGGACCGGAAGAAGGAUGUGUCCUCCCCACAGCGGGGCCAGUCCAGCCCCCACCGCAGGAACAGCCGCAGCGAAAGGCGGCCUUCCGGCGAGAAGAAGCCUUCGGAGCCCAAAGCCAUGCCAGACCUCAAUGGGUACCAGAUCCGGGUGUGAGGCAGGUGGCAGAGCCCCAGCCUCGUCCACUUUUGGGGGCCAGGAUCUGCCUGCGAGAACCAGCCUCGCGCCUGGGGAAGCUGGGGCUGAUGCUGGGGCCGGGCGAGGGCAGCGGGAAGAGCAUGUCCCAGCUCGGCCACCCACGCUGCUGCCCCUCCUGCUGGGCCAAGCCCCCUAACUUUGGACCAAAAGGCAGUUAAGAGUUUAAUUUUGAGUUUUUAACUCGACAACUGAAAUUUAAGGUAUUUGGGAAAAACAAAACUAAUGGAUCUGCCAAUGGCUGAAUAGGCCAGUGCUUAGAAAGUCUAAGUGCCACAGGGCUGGGUGAGGUGGGGUUGCUGGCUCUGCUGGUACCCCUGCCCCAAGGUCUCUCUGGGAUUUGGGUCCAUCCUAUCUAUGGGAAACCUCCCAGCUCCACUAGGCCUGUGGCAGGACAGGGGAAGAGAUGUUUCUCCAGUCCUGUCUGCCUUGGCAGAAUGUUGACCCAGGGAAAGGAAAGCAGGGUAGGAACCACCCUGAGAAAGGGCUGUGUGGCCCAUAUCAGGAGCUUAGCACAGGCCGCAUCUGCCCCAGGAGCCAGAGCCUGUGGCCCCAGAGGGCCCUCGGGCCUUGCAGCCCCAUGGACAGUGCUGUGUGGGCUGACACUGCCUAGCGGCAGGGCCCUUGCUGGGACGGGCUAGAUAAGAGCCCAGGAGAGAACCACUGGGAGAAGAGCUCCUGGACCCCUGCUUGGCCUCCUUGCUCAGCCCAGCUCUGCCUGUUGCUGAAGCCGAGACCUCCCUGCAGAGGGGUUGGGCUUUGCCAAGGGCCCAGAGGUGUACUGGGCUCAGCAUGACUGUGGGGAUUGAGCAGACCUGGUGAGUCUAGGCACCAUGGCUGGGGAUGGGGUGGGACACUCGGGCGUGGGUCAGGUAGUCCCCAGGGACUGCUCCCCCUCCCCCCUACCUCAGCCUUGCUGGGGAAAUGAAGGCCAGACCACCUGACGGGGAUGCCUGUGUCCCAGGCCCCGCCUCCCAUCGUCAGCAGCCUGGGUAGGUGUGGAGGGCCCAGUGAUGUAUCAGGCCUGUUGCAUGAGGCAGUUCAUCAGGGAAGAACCUGAGCUGCUGGCGUCUGUACAGCCUGCCUGGAGGGCUUGAGAUACCUAGCAGGCAAGUGAGAGGUUGUGGAGAGAUGUUGGCAGGGCUGAGGGAAGAUUCUGGAGGCUCAAGCAACAAAGAGGUGUAGGGCAAGGGUGCAGUGUAGCCACUAAGGAGAGGCAGAGCCUGAGAACUGGGGAAGGUAAGUGAGAAAAGAAUGUGGGGGAGAGUUUAGAAUCAGGCAGCCUUGGGGAGUACUGAGUUCCCUGUUGCUGGAGGUAUUCAAGCAAAGACUAGAUGGCUGCUUGUCAUCUCGAAAGCUACAGAAAGGAUUUAGGUUAUGGAAGGAUAACUGGAUGAGGUGACCAUUAAGUUUUCUUAAUACUGAGAGACUAUGGUUCAACCAGGGGCAGCUGUCAGCAAGGCUGCAGAGGGGCUGGGGGCCUGGAAAAGGGAGGACCAGAGCCAGAGUUGUAAGCUCAAAUGCGUCCAGGGCCGGGCAGAUGAUUAAAAGGAAGGCUGCAGGGCUGGGUGGGGAUUGUGGCAAAUUAAAGAAGACAUACCCAGUUACAGCAGCCACUGCUGCUCGGCUGCUCUGAGUGCAGGCCCUGCAGUACCAAAUUGCCUGAUUUUUUUGUUGAGAGGCCAGAACUCUGAAUCUUUAUGUGAAAUAUGCUGAUUUUUAAAUGUUGGCAAUCAGUUCAGAAAAUUUUAAAGCCCAACAUGAAAAAGAAUGACAGUUUGUAAUCUCUCAAGUAGAGAGGGCUUGGGCUGGGGAGAAGACCACUGAGAUACUUUGAAGUGGAAAGUAUGAAAGUUCUGGGCUUCCCAGAGAGGCUGGGCCAGGGUAGCCUCCUUGCUGCUGAGGCUGCUUCGGGCGUGGGCAGCUGCCCCAUGUUCAUGCUUACUCUCCCUACAGACCAGAGACACACCAGGAACUCCCUGCGGUUGCUGUGACACCAGAGGGGGUGGUGUGGAAUAGAAAUAGUGCAGUUCUCAGCCUGCCAGGGGGAUGCAUGGUGCCUGAGAAGCCAAGAAAGGGAGAGAGGGAGACAGGAUGCGUUUAGUGAUGCAAGUGCCCACCAGGGAAGGCACCAGGCUGGCCACUCUUCAAACCAGCAGCUCUUGGCCCAGAGCCAGGCCCAGCAGGGAAGCUGGCUGCUCGGUCCCGUGGGUUUCUAUGGGCCACUGGGCCCUGGGGAGGUGCCUUACCUGCCCCCAGGGCUACACCCCCACCAGACCAAUCCAGGGGCCACUGUGAGCCCUAACUCACCAUCCCAUCGCAGUUUUCAGGGAGAGGGUGGUGGGUCCCCAUGUUCACACAUUCUCCUGAGGCAGAGAUGGAGCCAUUUGGGAGGCGCGAGGCUGAACAGGAGGCCUUUUGUGGGUCUGGAUACGGGAGCCUCGUGCAGGCCACUUAUCGGCAGACGCCCCAGAUGCCCCCGUGGACCACCGGGCUUGAGAGUGAGAUGUGAGAGGGAGCUGGGGGUCAGGGAGACAUGGGGAAGCUGCUCCUGGUACGGGAGCCCGGCAGGAUGCUCUGACCCUCCGGCUCCUUCCUGAACCCCCUAGGGAGAAGGAAGCAGCGUGAAGCCCCACCCCCUACUGCUGUCUGCCAGGGAGGGAGCCGACCACCCCCAGCUGAUAACCCCCUAGCAUUCCCCCUUCCUCGCUGAGACCUCGGGGCCUGUGGACACCCACAGGAUACACUGGUGCUUUUUAAUUUAUUUUUAACUGUUUCACAUAUGUAGCAAUCCCUCCUCCCCUCCUGGGCGUGUUUACACAGCUCUGUUCCCCGGCUGGCCUGGCUGCAGAGUUUCUGGGGAGGCAGAGGCAGGGACCUUGGGGCCUUAGUCACCACCCUCAGUAUCACCUCAUCUCACUUCCUGUGAGGGACCGGGCUGGGACCUGACUCAGGGCUGCCUUCCAGCACUCAGCUUGGGCUCCUCUGCCCCCGGGGGCUGGGGCGGCUGGCUGGGAGGGGUCAAGGGGAGGUCAGGGAAAGCUGCUUAAUGAAGGUGGGUCAGCAAUUGGGGUGGGGGGGGAGUGAUGGCUCCCCAAGGCCUGACUGCCUGUGCUCUGUGCUGGUUGUCAGGUCAGAACACUGGGAAAGUGGGUUUCAAGCCUUUCCACCCACCUGCCUGCCAGCCCUCUCGCUCCCGUGGAGGCCUCAGCACCGUCACGGUCCCCUUGCUCAUCUCGCCAGCCACCCCAUCCUUCCUGGGCAUGGCCAAGUGGGGAGAGUGGUGCCCCUGGCCCCCGGGUGCCAUGACGAAGCCUAGGGCCAGGGUUCUCAGCAGCACAAAGAGCCCAGAGGUUGGCCAGGUCUGGUUUCUCCCCUCUCUGUCAACUCACACCCCACACUGCUUCCAGCUUGGACUUGACUUCCCAGCCCAGGGACAGGGUUUAAUUCUGGCCGGUGGUGUGCCCAGAGGCCUGUGUGCCGGUGCACGCCUGGAUCUCCUGCCUGGGUUGUUUUCCGCUUAGCCGAAGUGGCUUCCCCAGGCCCACCCUCUAGCCUCGGAGUACAGGGAGGUGUGAGCUGGGCCCGGCAUGUUGACUGCGUUCUGUGUGCCAGAGCUGGGCAGUGUUGAAAUCCCCACUUCUCUUGUUCCACUGAGAAGCCAGUGUGAAGGGCAGGGAGGUCCUCUGGGGGAGCAUGGGGUGGGAGGGGAGGUCUGCCCCCAGCCAGGCAGGGCUGCCGUGGUGCUAGCUGCAAGUCCAUCAGUACUGACCCACUUCGCCCCAUCUUGGUGCUCCAGAGUCCCAAGGUUCCGUUUUUCUUCGAGUCUAAUGAGAGAAGAAAUCGGGGGCACUUGGCCUGGAGCCUGAUGGUGGUGGAUGGCCCCUCCCUCGAGCUUUGUGUCAGCUGCCAGUGUUGUACUGGACUUCGUUCUUCCUCUUCUCAUGUCAGUAUUGCCCCUCCCCCUUUCACUUUUACACUUCGUCUCAUUCCUGUUCUCAGUUUUUCCUUGAAAUGAAUAAAGUCUCCCCAGCUCGGUUGUGUGGGCUGGGCGGAA
Messenger RNA from Hippopotamus amphibius kiboko, 5213 nucleotides. RefSeq names its product vasohibin 1 (gene VASH1). The coding region runs from base 172 to 1317 and encodes 381 amino acids. The record is from RefSeq and is a predicted model, not a curated record. Gene Ontology annotation, cellular component: cytoplasm. Gene Ontology annotation, biological process: regulation of angiogenesis. The transcript is spliced from 6 exons. NCBI's taxonomy places the organism in Eukaryota, Metazoa, Chordata, Mammalia, Artiodactyla, Hippopotamidae.